This is a messenger RNA of Actinia tenebrosa (Australian red waratah sea anemone), 2202 nucleotides long. Its product is annotated as neuropeptide FF receptor 2. Gene Ontology annotation, molecular function: melanocortin receptor activity. Lineage: Eukaryota; Metazoa; Cnidaria; Anthozoa; Actiniaria; Actiniidae. Gene Ontology annotation, cellular component: membrane. The record is from RefSeq and is a predicted model, not a curated record. Gene Ontology annotation, biological process: G protein-coupled receptor signaling pathway.
UGCAGUAAAGUGGGGAAGUAUAUUACCACAAAAUAUCAAUAUUUCUUUAUCAAUAUUUUUUUACURUAUUUUUGUGUGCUUGUGAGAUUAUUAAUAGUAACAGUAAAACUACAUAGUGUAUUGCAGUUAAGUGGUGAGGUAUGGGAUAAAGACGACGAUAAAGAAGAAGCUGAAAUAAAAGUUAAGGUACGUGAAGUAAGUGACCAUCGUGUAAAGUAGAGGAACGUUCAUUGAUUAUGCAACGAUGAAGGGAUACGGGGCUCGGAGGAUCUAAGUUUGUCAGUGGAAAAGGAUGGAUGGAUGGAGGAGAAGAAAUACAGGGAAAAUAUUACGGGUCCUCAUUCUACAUUCUCAUCCUCACCUACCCCCUCGAUCCCCAUUUGGCACACCAAAUGAACGUUCCUGAAACAAGCUAGCCUGCURAGUUUUUACCAGAUUGCUUCCUUCUGCUCAAUAAAAUAACACGAACACUGCAGCACACAGCAAACAAGAGGRGUAAUUUUAUACGGUAAAACAACUGUCUAUUUACUUUUAAUUUUAAUUCSAACGAAAGAUGCCAAGCUUAACAAACAAUACUCUCCGCCUUUAGUAUAUAGAUUGCUUUUCAGACCUUAAACACAUGAAGCUUCAUAUUCUUCCAUCAAGAUAUUUCGAAAAAAUAUAUCUUUGAUAUCCGUAUAUAUUCAUGCGAUUUAUUUGCUAAGUUUAUCUUUAUUCACUGAUCAAAUAUAGUAGAUAUUGAACAGCAAACAUUUUAAUUGUACAGCCGUAUUGAUGGUUAUAGAAAAUUUGCGUAUGUCACGCGCGCAAAUCAAACAGAAUCUAAUUGUGAGUCCACGGAUUGUAUACUGGUUCAACAUCUGAUUCAAAGGUACAAUCAAGUGAGCAAGCUAGGCCGACAAGUUAGUAUCAAGACGAAGAUCGAAGAGUCAUCUCAGUUAAAAACGAUCUUUCAUUGUAGCAGCUUGGCUUCUCUCAGUUGUCAAGGUCUUUUAUAGAUUGGCAAAAUGUCUGGCCUCUACUCCAGUAACAGAGGUGCCCAGAUAGGCAUCACUUUUACAUUUUCUGUCCUCGUGACCCUGGAUCUGAUCGGYAACACCCUUGUUAUCUUCGUAAUCCUCUCCAACAAAUCCAUGCGUACACCAAUGAACUUCCUACUCRUCAAYCUGGCUAUAGCCGACAUCAUGGUUGCAACCUUUAUUGCUCCGAGGUUCAUCUUUAGCCACUUCUUCACCCACCCUGACGGCCUUUCAGGUACGAUAGUGUGUAAGCUGUUGACCGGAGGGAACUUUACCUGGACGGGGGGCGCAGGCUCUGUGUUCUCUCUCGUCGCCAUCGCUUUUGAGAGAUACUUCGCUGUCAUGCAUCCUUACUCGCAGAAGCUAAAACUCACCGUCCAAAAAGUCAAACAAAUUGUUGUUGCAUGCUGGAUMUUCGCUGUCGUUCUUAACCUACCGUUGUUCCUGACGAUAUUCUAUGACAAGAAKAAUAAUUUCUGCAUGGAAGUGUGGCCAAAACAGCCCGACUGGCUGGCUAAGGCUUACRGCUCGGUGUGGUUCAUUGUCGCUGGGGUUGUACCAAUAUCCAUGAUGUUCGUUCUGUACAGUAAAGUGGUCUACACUUUGUGGUUCAAGAAGUCRCCUCAUGAACUCCAAGGCACCCAGUUAGCUGUUCUUAGGUCAAGGAAGAGAGUUACCAAGAUGGUCGUUACCGUYAGCAUCAUAUACGGUCUGAGUUGGUUACCGAAUCUCACSAUUUACGCCCUCAACUACUACCACCCCGGGUACACCUACGGAGACGUGACGUAUAUCUGCAGCAUAGUCAUAGUCACAUGCAAUUCUACUAUAAACCCCUUCAUCUAUACCUUCCAGAGCRGCAAAUUUCGGCGCCAUUUGAAGGACCUGGUGUGUUGUAGGAAGUACCGAAAGAACCAGGUUGACGUGAGUACGACAGCAGCAAGCACCCACACCACCCCGAAAAGUCACCUUGAUGAGGAAAGUAAACUCGCUGACCAAAACGUGUAAAGGGAACUCUCAUUCAAUAACUAGUAACCUUGUUACCAUAGAGACAACCUUUCUACCGCUGAUCAGGAAGUACGAAAAAUAUACCGUCAAUUAGCAUAUACCAACUUGUGUACUUCCUAAGAACGCGCGCGCUCAUUGGUUAAUUGGAGGUGAAUAUUGUACGAUAUUCACAUCUGAA